UUUACGAAGAGAAGAACUGCCAAUGGGGGUUUGACUGAGACCUAUUUGUAGGCCAUAAUUUAUUGCUGCUGCUUUCCUUCCCCUGGAACCGGAUUCUACUUCGACAUAGAGGCUAUACAUUUUGGACACGUAGGUGCAGGUGUUACAUUUAAGCCGUAACCUAGUGCCCAGGCCACGCCUCUCUUCAGAGUCCAAGUCCCAGGUUAGGUCACCAUUACAGCCUGGAUUGGCCCGCCCAUGUUCUUUGAACUCUGCGUUGAACAUGCCACAUGUCUUUUCCAGAUGCAGCAGUCUGUAGGAGUCAUUUUCACACCUGCCGAAAUCAGUUAUGUACCUGAUUACUUCCUAACCAGGGGUCUUGGCCGAAGCAGUCGGUGGCACCCAGGCCUGAGCAUCAUUUCCUGCUCCUCGCACAGAGAGGGUGGAUGCAUCACCAGUUGUAGGGUUUCCCUGUCAACUCUCGUGAAUGGUGCAGGAAAAACACCAGAAUUGCCUAGCUACAGGGCGCCGCCAUUGUGGACACCCAAAGUUGUGCGGAGAAGAAAAGUUGACAGGAGAUCUGAUUGGUCAUUAACAGAAAAUCUUUGUGAUGGAAUUUAAUAGUGAAAUAUAAGUGAUAAAAAUGACAGGUGACAUAACAGAAUAUGUAGAAAGAUACAGAAGUUAUAAAGGGAAGAUCUGAGUGGAGAGGUGAUAUUUGGAUGGACAAUUUCAUUCAGUGCGGAUCUACACUAGUUGUAAACAGGCCAAAAUUUGAAGGAAAAACGCAACGGCAAGCCAUAUAUUUUUUGGUGGAAUUUUGAAGGGGGAGAUGAUGAACUUUGCUGAAUGGUGACUGAUUUUUUGAAAAUUGGCUUAAUAAAUAAUUGACAGUGAUUGGAAUUUGUAUGGAAGUCUAUGGGAAAACAUUUGGUGGUGUUUGUCCAGAUGGGUACUUCUACUUUCACUUUAAACGGUAAGUUGAAAACAGCAUGAUACAUCUUUGAUGCAAAAUAUCUCGAAAAGGAAUCAAGGACCCUAUUGCAAAUUUGGCCUUGUUGGAAAUGUUAGGAUUUUUGCUAAAAGUUGAAACCUGUCAUUAUACUGUGAAAAUUUUUUGAGGGGAAUCACGAGGGUUUGAAAAUGGGUCAAUUCUCAUCAUUUUUGGUGACAUUUUACUCUCAGGAUGACAGGUGCUUGAGUGUAUUUCAACCCAUUACCAGGCUAGCAGUAGGUGUCAUCAUGGACCUUCAAAAUCUUUCAUAUGUGUACUUUCAAGAUGCAUAUACAUUAUGUGAAAAAAUUGGUUGCCAUGGUAACAAAAUAUGAAAUUAAAAAAAUGGCCUCAUGGAGGCGAAUUUUCCUCCAUUUUCUGGUAGUUUGAGACCUUAAAGUCUCAAUAUACCUGGCGAAUUGCCAAUACGAAGCUAAAGUGACCAGGGUUAAAAUGUAAAUAUGUUAAAAGAGUAUUUUAUAGAAUUUAAAUAGUUCCAUUGUAGUUGAUAUCUGUAUUAAUAUAGGGAGGUGACCAUUCUACAUUGAUCUGGUGCCUUUUAAUGGGAUUCGAAACUGACUGUGAGAUGUAGGAGAGUUUGACUUGUAGAUGGGUACUUCUACUUUCACUUUAAACGGUAAGUUGAAAACAGCAUGAUACAUCUUUGAUGCAAAAUAUCUCGAAAAGGAAUCAAGGACCCUAUUGCAAAUUUGGCCUUGUUGGAAAUGUUAGGAUUUUUGCUAAAAGUUGAAACCUGUCAUUAUACUGUGAAAAUUUUUUGAGGGGAAUCACGAGGGUUUGAAAAUGGGUCGAUUCUCAUCAUUUUUGGUGACAUUUUACUCUCAGGAUGACAGGUGCUUGAGUGUAUUUCAACCCAUUACCAGGCUAGCAGUAGGUGUCAUCAUGGACCUUCAAAAUCUUUCAUAUGUGUACUUUCAAGAUGCAUAUACAUUAUGUGAAAAAAUUGGUUGCCAUGGUAACAAAAUAUGAAAUUAAAAAAAUGGCCUCAUGGAGGCGAAUUUUCCUCCAUUUUCUGGUAGUUUGAGACCUCGGUCGGUUACGGAAAUAGCUGAGUUGUUACGAUUGAGGAAUCUGUAGGACUAGCCAACUCGUACCCAAGAAUCUGGUUACGAGUUGACUCCUCCUCUUCAAUAUGAUGAUAACUCGUACCUAAGCGAUAUGUCACUUAUAUGCGUAUAGAUAUAUUGCAUUAUGGCCAGAUUCUUGGGUACGAGUUGACUUUUGCUUUUUGGGUACGAGUUGACCUAUUAGGUACGAGUUGACCUGGGUACGAGUCGGUCAGGGUACGAGUUGACUAGAAAUCGCUAUUGCGCAUGCGCUGAAUAUUGACAACAAAGAUCUAGCUCGAAUUUGUUCAGUUUUGUAAACAAAAGACCAAUCGACGUGUGUCAGAGCAUCAGUACGUACACCCAUACUAACGUUAUUGUUAUUUAAAUUUACACCACGUGGGUUUUUGACCCAUUAAAAGGUUAGAGGUGAGGUCAAAUUCCGCAGUGAAGGAAACCGGAAAUAAAUCUGCCAAAGCUAUAGUCAUUUUCUAUAUACUGUAAUAGACAUGUAUCAUCAAUGCAAAUUAGAAAAUUCAAUUUAGUACUGUCAUACUAUUGUGAAAUAGUGAAAAGCUCAGGAAGUUAAAGUCAUUUAA
Molecule: messenger RNA, 2639 nt
Organism: Ostrea edulis (European flat oyster)
Lineage: Eukaryota; Metazoa; Mollusca; Bivalvia; Ostreida; Ostreidae
Exons: 3
Coding region: 238-600 (120 amino acids)
Source: RefSeq, a predicted model, not a curated record